This is a messenger RNA of Varanus komodoensis (Komodo dragon), 6420 nucleotides long. RefSeq names its product kinase non-catalytic C-lobe domain containing 1 (gene KNDC1). The record is from RefSeq and is a predicted model, not a curated record. NCBI's taxonomy places the organism in Eukaryota, Metazoa, Chordata, Lepidosauria, Squamata, Varanidae. Gene Ontology annotation, biological process: small GTPase-mediated signal transduction. Gene Ontology annotation, molecular function: guanyl-nucleotide exchange factor activity. The transcript is spliced from 30 exons. Bases 4 to 5619 code for a protein of 1871 amino acids.
GAAAUGGACGGUUUUGCCGAUGGGCAGCUGGAGGAGGAAGGCUGCGGCGACUUUGAACCUCUGCCUGCACUCUCGGAGGACGAGGAGAACGUGUCUCUUGCUGAUGUUUUGUCACUGCAGGAUAGCUGUCUUACUGAGCAUGAUAUCUGGGCUAUUUGCCUGGAGUGCAGCCAGUCUCUGAAGAGCAUUGCCCAUUCUGCAAUCUUCUAUACACUUUGCAUUACUCCUGACACUUUGGCUUUUAACACCAAUGGCAAUGUAUGCUUCAUGGAACAGAUCAGUGAUGAUCCAGAAUGUGCAUUUGUGCCACCAGAGAUUGAUGUAACUGGCAACACUUUUGCAGUACAUAUCUUUUCCUUGGGUGCCACACUAAAAGCAGCAGCUGAGUACAUGAUGAAGCCUGAAAUAGAUUCAAAAUUUAGCCAAGAUUUGCAUGCUCUCCUUGAACAAAUGCAGGUAGAAAAUCCUAAAGAGAGGCCAGAUCUUGAGAAUGUCAUAUCAAUCUGUAAAGAGAAAUUGAAGUUUUCUUCCUCCACUGAUAUUUGCCAGUGCCUCUAUUCUACUGGAAGAAGAGUGCUUUCAAUUGAACCAUGUGACAACUUUCAAGACAGUUGUGAUAACAUGUGGGAAGAAAAGGCCUGUGAAAGGAUUUCACCUUAUGAUCACUGCACAGAAGAUAACUUAAGAGAGAAUUCAUCUCUAGAAGUGGACGAAAUGAAAGCAGCUAGUGGUAGAAAUGCUUCCGGCCUACAUGCUAUGAAUUACAAUAACAGAGACAGAAAAGAAAUUAAAAAUGGAACACUGUGUGGUCAAAACAUUUCAACUUGGGUUACUAAAUGUAAAGAAGACAACAGCAAUAUAAAAUACAAAAACACAAGUGAAAUGGGGAGUGAGGUGUUUGAGGAAACUUGUUUGAGGAAAGUAAAGACACUGCCAAUGCUACCUUUUGGAUCCGAGACAGAUGCAAGAAUUUCCUGCCCAUUUACAAGGCACAAUGGACCAUUAACAAAGAAACGGCAUCGGUUGCAACAUAAACCAUUAGCUAUAAUUCAUAAUAAUGAGCAUAUUGUUUUAGAAGGAAAAUUAAAUCAGAGUGAGAGAAGUAAUAAAGUUGGAUCAAAAGCAUCAUAUUUCCAGGUGACAAACGAUAACCUUGAGGAUGCUUGCCUGGGCCAAGAGGGAACCUGCAUUUCUAAACACCACAUGACAAUCCAGGAUGACAAAAAAGCACAUUUUCUUCCAUAUAAUCUUGUGGUUUCUGAAACAUCUGACAGCAGUGGUGCACUAAAAGGACCACAUGAGUCAAGAUCUGGCCAUAAAAUACUAGAAAAUUAUGAUACAUGGGAAUACUGUGGUGAAACUUCAUCAAGGUCAAAUGAAAAUGGUUUGUUACAUAUUAACAGGAAGCCUGGAGUGGUUGCAGCACUUAAUGAACAUGGAUGUAGCUCAAUCCUACUAAGUUCCACAGAACAUACUCACAGUGAGAGGAAAGGCUAUUAUAUUGAAGAUAUACCAGAUGGAGACAGGGAGUCAGAAAUGAAAGAUAAAGAACAGUGUGCUUUUCUGAAACAUCUCUUAAUACAGUAUGGUAAACCACUGAAAGACUAUGAACUCUGGGCAUUAUGCCAUGAAUGUUUGCUUACUCUGGAAGCAUAUGCAGAUUAUCCAGCAUAUUUGUGUUUAGACUCUGUGGUGAUAAACUGUGAUGGAAGUGUUCUCUUUGUUUCACCUAAAAGUGAAGGAUCAUAUGAUAUGCAUUAUUUAGCCCCUGAGAUGGCAGACGAGGGUUUUGUUACUGAAAAGGUAUGUAUUUACUGUAUUGCUGCAAUUUUGUGGAGAGCAGCAAAAUGCAAUUUUCCACCUGAUCACAAACUUGUGUUACCAAGAAAACUGAAGAAUUUUCUUCUAGAUAUGGCAAGAAGAAAGUCGGAAGACAGACCUUCUCUGGCAGAGGCAAUUAAGAUAUGUGAUAGCUAUCUGCUUGAACAAAGUAUAAACAGCAAGACAACUCUGGCAUUUUUAAUCAAAUCUACCUUUCAGGCUUUCAGAGAAAUGGAUCCUUUAAAUGAUAGCUUCCCUUUUGAUUUUCAAAGUGAAAGAAACACUGUGAAUGAAAACAUAGGAUUUUUACCUAUGAACAAUGAAAACAAGCUGAUAGCAGUAAAAGGACCGGUCCCCUGCCAGCCAUCUUUAAACAGAGAAAGCACCAUGUUGCCACAUGCUUUCACAUCGUCAGCAACCCACUUUAAGCCUAUUAUCCUGCAACAAAAUACAGAUAUUCAAAAGGAUACCGUUGCAUCUACAGAGAUACACUGUGAAACAACUGUGAAGAAAGUGGAUAGCAAAAAUUCAAUGCACUUAAAUAUUGAUGCUAAAAACCAGAUAGAUGAGAGCCCGGAUUUGCCAGCUGUUUACAUGAUGUCUGGUAUUUUGGAGCAUGGUAAACAAGAAUUGGAAACAUUACUUCAGAAUGACCCAGAAGAGCAAUCUCCAAGCCAUACUAGUUCAUCGCUGGAUGAAUUGCCAUUAUACUUUGAAUCAUCAUUUGUUUCUCAAGAAAAGUGUAUUUCACAAGCACCUUCCUCAAGCCAUUCAAACUGUACCAUGUCAUCUAGUAUGGCUUUUAUAAAUAACUUCCUUUUGAAGCAGGACCCAGAGACAAGAGUGUUAACUCUUGUACCUGUGCAGAUGGCUAUAUCAGAGCAAAUACCAAAUAAGCCUCUCCAUUCAAUAGCCUACAGUUGCUGUCCUAGUUUGCAUGUCCUCCUUACAGAUUCUGUAUUGGGCUAUGAUGCCAACAAAAACCUACAAAAUAAUUCAUCUGCUAACAAUCUGAGAAAUACCAGUAAUGUACAAAAUGAGUGUUGGGACAUGAAAAUCAAGUCUAAUAGUUUACCUCCACCUAUGAUGAAUAAAGAGACUCAAACAAAGUGUUCUGAAAGGAAUACAUUCCAUGCAUUUUGUAAGGAAUCCAACAAAGAUGCAAAAAGCAGAGUCCCUUUACCAGAUCACAAAUUGCACGCUUGCAUAGGCCAAAAUCCUGCUUGUUCAUUUGCCUUAGAAAACUCUCACCAAGAUAGUAGGGUUAAUGAAGUUUUCUUGAAGAAUGUAGUGCAUCUUAUCCAAGAGGAGUUUGCAUUUAAUAAUUAUCUGGAUGACACAGCUGAAGCACUGACUAUGGGUAAAUAUAUUUCCAGUUUAAAGGAUCUGAAGUAUAACACAUUCUGUAAUGCCAUCUCUGAGAAAUUUUGCGACCUUUAUUGGGAAGAAAAACUGCUAGGAAAGCUUUAUGCUGCAGCAAAUGGUAGAAUUACUCUGCCUGGAAGAGAAAAUGAAACAAAAAAUAUUGGCAGGUCAUUUCAGAGUCAAAAUGAAUCAAACUACUUUCCAAAUGCCAGUGAGGAAACAAAUGUUUCUAUAGCUGAUGUAAUGGCAGAUGGCCUUCUUCAAGAUAAUACUGCAAAUGAAGUCAUGUCACAAGAGGUUAUAAUUGGGACUACAGUAGACGAAGAAUGUUUGCAGAUGAAUACAUAUUCAAGCUUGCCAGUAGAGAACCCCAAGGAAGAAGAAGGGCCAGUAAAGAUGGAGGAAAAUAAUUCCGCCAGAUCUCCCUCCAUAUUUGAAUUGUAUGGGUUAUGUCCUGGCUGGAUCAGUGCAUUUUAUGGUCCAGACUGUUUUAAUAUGGAAGUUCUUAACUAUGUUAGAAAGCUUGGAAAGAAGAAAACUAAUGGAACUCAAAAUAUAGAUGCUAAAAAAGUGGAACUUGAACAGUUGAUAAUGAUUGAGACAAAAAAUUAUAGAAAGAGUGUAAAAUUCUACCAGAGGCUGCUGCAUAAAGAGAGAAGCAGCAAAGGUGGUGAAGUGAAAGCAAUGCUGCCCAGAUUGAAGGGACAGCUAGAAGAAAUGAAAUCAAAGGUACAGUUUCUUGAACUGGUGAAGAAGUAUCUUCAGAUUAUGUAUAUAGAAAAAUGGGGAGUUGAAACAUGCAACCUGAUUGCAGUGGCUAACUUGGCAAGAAGCAAAAUCCCACCCAUCAGCUCCUUGGACUGCAUGCUCCUUUUCUAUAAUAUAAAUAAGACCCAAUGUAAAGACAAUCAAAAGCCAUCAAGAAACCUACAAGCUGGAACACCAGUUGGACUAAUGGCAUAUCUCUACUCCAGAAAUGCAUUUUUAGAAGGCUAUGUACAUCAGUUCCUCUUCAUCUUUCGCUAUUUCUGCACACAAGAAGAACUUUUGCAAUUUCUUCUUGAUAGAAUCAGGAUCACCUUAGCUAACCCUGACUCUUGUUCAUUGCUUAGCAAAAUAUACCACCGCAGUUUCUCCAUUCUACAGACUUGGAUUGAAGACUGUUACACUGUAGACUUUACAAUAAACCCUGGCUUUAUGAGUACACUAAAAGACUUUAUCAUUUCCAAGGUAGUUCCACUCAAUGGCUAUGGCAAAUGGUUGCUGUCAUUGCUUGACCGCAUUGCCAGCAAGAAAGAUAGCAAUGUUUCACAAUGGUACAGGAUGGAAGAAUGGGAAGAAGAGAAAGAAAUCAAUGAAACUCCAUCUUUAAACUCUUCAUAUAAAAGGAUCUCAAAAGAGAUUUUACAAAAGAACUUUAACUGGAAACAUUCAAAAGGCAGUGAAGCUUCUGUACCAAGUGGGAGAGAUGGACAAUAUAGCAUUGCAUCAGUUUUAUCACAGCCAUGCUAUACAAAUGUAAAAGAAGAAUCUUCCAUCUUCUGUGCUAAACUAGAUGAAGGACCAUAUUUUUUAACAGAAUACACUGCACAACAACUUUGCUCUCAGCUGACACUGCUGGAACAGGAAAUGUUCCAUAAAUGUCAUCCAGUACACUUCCUAAACUCAAGAGUGCUUGGAGUCAAAGACAAAAGUGUCCCUCUCCAAAGAUCUUCUUCCUCUGAGUUGUUGCCCACUCAAGUCUAUACCCUUUUUGUGAAAAACUGUGUCCAAGAUGAUUAUCUCCUCAAACUUUUAAAGUAUGCAGACAAUGUUAGUAUCUGGGUUGCUGCUGAAAUUGUGACAAGCUACAGUUCUAAGGUACAGGUGAAAUUACUGUCAAAAUUUCUCUCCAUUGCAAAAUGUUGCUAUGAGCAACGAAAUUUUGCUACUGCAAUGCAAAUCCUAAGAGGUCUGGAAAAUCUCAUUGUAAGACAAUUGCCAGCUUGGAAAUGUUUGCCUUCUAAAGUAUCUGACAUAAUGGAAGAACUAAAGGCUGUUGAGGUAUUUUUAAAAAGUGACAGCUUGUGUUUAAUGGAAGGAGAGAAGUUUAAGACUUCACCAACAAUCCCAUCAGCCCAUGUUCUGGCAAUGCAUGCCCAGCAGCUUGAAACAGGAGGAUUUACCAUGAGAAAUGGCACAUAUAAAUGGACUAAACUUAGAAACAUUGCAAAAGUUGUGAGCCAGAUCCAUGCCUUUCAAGAAAAUCCCUACGACUUCCUUCCAGAUCACCAACUACAAUCUUUUUUAAGACAAAGAAUAGAUUCUCUUAACGAUGCAGACAUCUCCUCCUUGGCAGCUGACAACUGCACUAAUUUUUACCGGAUACAAGCUGAGAAGCAGUCCCAAAAAAUCCAAGACACAUUGCACAGGAUGAAGGCAAUGUUUCAGUAAUUGUUUACAUUUUAUGUGCCUCUAAUAUUUAAGAUUUACUGUAAUUUAACUCUUGGGCAUGUUACCAGAUUGUGACAAAUGUGUCAAUGGAUUAACAAUAUAAACCAAUGCAGAUUUACUUGGAAGUAAGUAAGGGUACAUAAGAUUGCAGUCUUCCUCUCCAUGUGCAAAUAGCACUGGCCAAGUUUCAAAAAAUCCAAAUGAGCAAAAUAGGGCGAGCUGUGCUGUGCUUCUUUACUUAAUAGAAAUUUACCCUUGGAAGAUGUUGCAAAAGAUAUAUUCUAAGUAAAUUAACAAAAUAUUAAAUUCCUCUACAUAUUUCUUUUGACUUGAAAGGGAGCAGUUAUUGGAGAACAUGCGUUCUACAGCAAGUCUGGAUAUAUCUGGUCAAAAGCUGGUUCAUUCCAGGCUUUUUGCUAGCAUUGAUAGACAAGCAUAAAGAUGUGUGAGGUCCCUCGUGUGGAGGGGAUGUUUUCUGGGAUGGAGCAAGUUUAGGGAUGGCUGCUUCUGAAAGUUCCUGUUAAGGAAUCCUUGACUUUGUGGGUCCUGAAUAAUGGGCUUCAUCUUGAGAUUGGUAACCAGCACCUUUGUCUCCAGAGCUGUCGGUUCAACUGGCUUGGCUGUCCACUUCCUCAUCUAGGUCAAAGUCAUGUUCUGCACUGUUGUGGGGAAGGGUGAAGGUCCUGAUACUCAGUCCACAAAGACAGUUUCUUGAAAAUGAAAAACCACCUAUAAAGGUCACAUAUUAAGAAAAAAGCAGAACAAAUAUAUCUUUUAAGUAGAUGCAUUAGUCUUCAGAGU